AUGGCAUUGCGCGGGCACCUCAAAAGUCUCCCGUAUUUAGUACCCAGGCUGGCAACCUACUCUGUGCGUUCACGAUCAGCCAUUCCGAGAUAUCCGAUUCCGGUGACGCGGAAGUCGUCUACUCAAGCUGUGCCGAUACCAGGUCGAUAUACACAUGAAACUAUCGAAGAUCCGCUGACAUUUCCAUCAACUGCAUAUGAUUUAAUUGACCAGAACGUCAAAGUCGAGGAGGAGGAAAUACCUGGCUAUGAAGCUUCGCGAUUUUAUCCCGUCCACAUUGGAGAAGUUUUCCAAGGCCGGUAUCAAGCAGUGACGAAGCUCGGCUAUGGGAGUUCAUCAACAAUAUGGCUCGCUAGAGACUUGCGGUGCAGGGGCAGCAAAUAUGUUGCCCUCAAGGUCUACGUUCAUACCUCACGCAAUCACCGAGAAAUCCCCGUGUACGACAGCCUGUCACCGAUACUCGCGAAAUCGACCAAUCCAGGGCGGGACAAUAUCAGACACCUGUUGGAUUCUUUCGAGAUCAGUGGUCAGGAUGGCCGCCAUAAGGUUCUGGUGAUGCAGCCCGCUCAGAUGAGCCUCCGUGAUUUCAAACAAGUCUUUAGACCAGAUGGAGGAUUCGAUGAGAACUUUGUGAGAGGAGCCAUCCAGGAGCUACUCAAGGCCCUUGAAUUUAUCCAUGAAGAAGCACACUUAGUACACACAGAUAUACACCCAGGAAAUCUGCUGCUCGGUCUAGGUGACGACUCCCAGCUUGAACCAUUGGUAGAUAUAGAGCUCAAGUCACCUGUCUCUCGGAAAAAGGUCGCCGAGGACAGAACUAUAUAUCUCUCACGCUUGAUGCGCCCAAAGCCAGGCCCCAUGCUCUUAUCGGAUUUUGGUGAAGCCAGGACUGGAUCUGGACCCUUUGCAGGCGACAUCAUGCCGAUCCAGUAUCGCGCGCCCGAGGUUAUCAUGUGCAUAGCCUGGAACCGCCCAGUAGAUAUCUGGAGCGUUGGUCUAACAGUAUGGGAUCUUCUUGGUCCGAAUCGAUUAUUCACAGCGAAAGAUGAAGAUGGAGACAUGUACGACGCAGCACACCUUGCAGAGCUUAUAGCGACACUUGGCCCGCCACCGCAGGAAUUUCUGCAACGCAAUGUCGAGAGAGCGGCUGAAUUUUGGGACGAACAAGGCAAGUGGCUUGGAUUGGCACCUAUUCCGAAAAACCGCUCACUAGAAGAGCUUGAGACACGGCUCAAAGAUAGCACGGGCUUCAUUGCAUUUCUGCGACGUGUUUUGACGUGGAUGCCUGAGGAUAGACCUACUGCGAAGGAAUUGCUACAAGAUCCAUGGCUCACGGGAGAGAGCAGGAGCACAUAG
Messenger RNA from Fusarium subglutinans, 1356 nucleotides. RefSeq names its product CMGC SRPK kinase. Gene Ontology annotation, biological process: protein phosphorylation; spliceosomal complex assembly; regulation of mRNA processing. The transcript has 4 exons. NCBI's taxonomy places the organism in Eukaryota, Fungi, Ascomycota, Sordariomycetes, Hypocreales, Nectriaceae. Gene Ontology annotation, molecular function: protein kinase activity; ATP binding. The record is from RefSeq and is a predicted model, not a curated record. The coding region runs from base 1 to 1356 and encodes 451 amino acids.